AUGCCUGACUUCAAGAUCUCCGCAUCUUUGGAGGGCCACGGCGAUGAUGUUCGCGCUGUGGUCUUCCCAACCCCCGAUGUCGUUCUUUCGGCAUCUCGUGAUGCCACAGUUCGGCUCUGGAAGCUUGUCUCGACUCCGCCCCCCGCAUACGACUAUAUGAUUGCUGCACACGGCGGCGCCUUCAUCAACAGCUUAGCUUAUGUUCCACCCACAUCCGAGUUCCCAGAUGGUCUUGUUCUCUCGGCUGGACAAGAUGCAAUAAUUGAAGCUAGACAGCCGGGCAAAGCCGCAGAUGACAAUGCGGAUGCUAUCCUCCUGGGUCACGGUCACAAUGUCUGUGCUCUCGAUGUAUCUCCAGAUGGCAAAUGGGUCGUCAGUGGCAGCUGGGACUCCACUGCUCGUCUAUGGAGGGUAGGGAAAUGGGAGUGUGAGGUCGUGCUGGAAGGGCAUGAGGCAAGCGUCUGGGCCGUGCUGGCCUAUGACGAGAACACAAUCAUCACAGGCUGUGCUGAUCAGAUGAUUCGGAUAUAUAAUACAUCGGGAACCCUCCUCGGAAGCGUACAGAACUCAAACGACGUCGUCCGAGCCUUGUGCAAGCUCCCCGCCUCGAACUCCACAGGUGCCCAAUUCGCCUCAGCUAGCAACGAUGGAAUCAUUCGCCUUUACACACUGCAGGGUCAACUUGUUGCCUCUCUGCACGGUCAUGAAAGCUUUAUCUACUCGCUUGCUGCGCUCCCAUCCGGUGAGCUGGUGAGCUCCAGUGAAGAUCGCACCGUGAAGAUCUGGAAUGGAACCCAAUGUGUACAGACAAUUACUCAUCCUGCAAUCUCAGUAUGGAGUGUUGCAGCUUGCAGUGAGACUGGUGACAUCGUCACCGGUGCCAGUGACCGCAUUACACGUGUUUUCAGCAGAAGCCCCGAGCGUCAUGCCGCUCCGGAGGCUAUACAGCAGUUUGAUCAGGCUGUCAAGGAGUCUGCUAUUCCAGAGCAACAGGUUGGAAAGAUCAACAAAGAGGAGUUACCUGGUCCGGAGUUUCUCAAAGAGAAGUCUGGAACCAAGGAGGGUCAGGUCCAGAUGAUCCGAGAGGCUAAUGGUAGCGUGACUGCCCACACCUGGUCAUCAGCAACACAGGAAUGGAUUGCAAUUGGUACAGUUGUGGAUUCAGCUGGAAGCAGUGGUCGUAAGACCGAAUAUCAUGGUCAGGAUUACGACUACGUCUUCGAUGUUGAUAUCGAGGACGGCAAGCCCCCGCUGAAAUUACCCUAUAAUGUCUCACAAAACCCUUAUGAGGCUGCAACCAAGUUUAUUGGAGAUAACGAACUUCCUAUGACCUAUCUGGAUCAAGUCGCCAACUUCAUUACCCAGAACACACAAGGUGCUACAAUUGGACAAUCUUCCCAGGAAGCCGCAGGUGCCGACCCUUGGGGCUCAGACAGACGUUACCGUCCCGGUGAUGCUGCGGCGCCCGAGGAAACUCAACCACCUGCUCCCGAGCCUCGGGCCAAUGUCCUUCCUCAAAAGAUAUAUCUUUCGAUCCGCACAGCGAACCUCAAAGUUAUUACGAAGAAGCUCCAGGAAUUAAAUGCAAAACUCGUGGCAGACGGAUCGAAGGAUAUAGCUUUGAGUCCCUCUGAGGUUGAAACAGUUGUCGCCAUGUGCGGUCAGCUAGAAUCAACUCCACAACUCGAAGUCUCGCCGGAAGUUGAAUCCGGGGUGCCAUUGAUUCUGAAGAUUGUCACAACUUGGCCUGCUGCCAAUCGACUCCCUGGUCUAGAUAUUCUCCGUCUUUUAGCGGCGGCUGUGCCAUUCACAGCAUCAGCCGAGUAUCAGGACGAAAAUGUCGUUUCUGGUGUGAUUUCCAGCGGCGUCUUCGAGCAUCCACUUAACGUCAACAAUGCGAUGCUCGCCAUGCGGACAUUCGCUAACCUCUUCGAGACCACGGCGGGCCGUGACCUAGCCAUGAGUUCAUUUGAUCAGAUCCUUGCAGGAGUGAAGUCCGCCUUGGCUAGCAGCGGAGAGUCACCAAACCGCAACCUUACAAUCGCCAUCGCGACACUGUACAUUAAUUUUGCUGUUUACCUUACCUCUGAGGAUAGGAACCAAUCACCAGAAUCAGCGGAACGGGGACUGGUGCUGCUGGAAGAACUGACUCGGAUUAUCACCGGAGAGAAAGACUCAGAAGCGGUCUACCGUGCGCUCGUCGCGCUCGGUACACUCGUGGCAGCUCUUGGGGAGGAAGUUAAGAGCGCCGCCAAGGAGGUCUACGAGAUUGAAGGUGUUCUUGCGAGAGCCUCGGCCUCAGGCCCUGGAAAGGAGCCGCGCAUCAAGGGCAUUAUUAGCGAAAUCCGCGGGGCUCUCUAA
Molecule: messenger RNA, 2361 nt
Organism: Penicillium paradoxum
Lineage: Eukaryota; Fungi; Ascomycota; Eurotiomycetes; Eurotiales; Aspergillaceae
Product: WD repeat PLAP family protein
Exons: 3
Coding region: 1-2361 (786 amino acids)
Biological process (GO): ubiquitin recycling; proteasome-mediated ubiquitin-dependent protein catabolic process
Cellular component (GO): cytoplasm; nucleus
Molecular function (GO): ubiquitin binding
Source: RefSeq, a predicted model, not a curated record